ACAGAUGUCCUUCGUAGUGCAGCCAAAUUUUACAAAAAAAAAGGUGACCUAGACAAAGAUAUUGAACUGUUAAAGAAGGCACUGAAGUUCGUACCAUACAAUAGCUUCCUCUAUCACCAGAUCAGGUGGUUCUACGAGGCAAAAAUCAAACAAAUACAUAAUAGAGAAGAAUCUGAAGCUAUUGCAAAUAGAGAGAAAUAUGCUAUGGAACAUUUGAAUGAAGUGAUUGUGGAGGGACGGGUUCCUCGGAAUGCACACUCUGAUCUCACUGAGCACCUAGAAGCACAAGCACGUUGUCCGACAGCACUCAGUAAGGAGCUGCCUGACCCUGAGAGGCAGCGACUCCAGCAGCACUCUUGCAACCUCCAGGAGUAUCACGGGAAGUCAGAAGACACUGCUGCCCAGCAUCAUUUAGUGGAUUUGUCUGUAAGCAAACCACCAACUGAGAAAGAAGAAAUGAAAUGCCAAUUGCAAAACCUCAACGAAAAUCUUCCACAAAAUGCAUCCAAUUCUUGGUAUCUCCAAGGAUUAAAUCAUGAGCUGAAUGGAAAUCUGCAGCAGGCAGCUGCAUGUUAUGAGCGGGAACUGGGCCACUUGCUCAGGAAUACCCCUUCA
Molecule: messenger RNA, 615 nt
Organism: Galeopterus variegatus (Sunda flying lemur)
Lineage: Eukaryota; Metazoa; Chordata; Mammalia; Dermoptera; Cynocephalidae
Product: interferon-induced protein with tetratricopeptide repeats 3-like
Exons: 1
Biological process (GO): defense response to virus
Cellular component (GO): cytosol
Molecular function (GO): protein binding
Source: RefSeq, a predicted model, not a curated record